AAGCAAAUACCGUCCGGCAGGGCCUCGUAUGCGAGGUUGAUGUCUAUGUCCGCUUUGAGCGCCUAUCGGAUCACUAGUGGUGCAAUCUUCACUCCCCGGCACAUAUCUUCUGCAAUAAGCCCUAAUGUUUACUUGGACGAGGCUAUUGCGGCGAUCCCUGGGACCUUUGGCGAAUCCUUGGAGUUUGAAUACCUACAAGCAAUCAGUCUUGUAUGUCUGACUGCACGAGAAUGCGGCAAUGCGUCGUUGCUUCAACAAUUCCUCGGUCUGUACCAUGGUGCACUCGCCGAACAAGGCUUUUACGAUGAGAGACGCUGGCCCAGUGGCAUCUCAACAAUCGAGAGAGAAGAGAGGAGACGGCUGUAUUGGCAUAUGUAUCGGUUGGAAAUCCAUACCUCUCUUGUUCUCGGGCAUGCCGUACGAUGCCCCGAGCUCCAAUCUGCCGUUGCCUAUCCAAUGGUUCCCGAUCAAGAUUUCACGGAGUCUGUGGAAAACCUUGAGUGGCUCAGCGGUUGGAAUUAUAUCACUGAUAUCUACAGAGGCAUCGAACAUCUGAUCUCUUAUUUCAAGAACAGGCGAACGACAAUCAAUCAAGAUAACCGCUGCCUGUCUACAGCGUUCCUUAUUGACUACGACCCUCAGGAAAAGAUACUAAGACCAUUAGAUUUGGCGUAUUCCAACCUACCACCUCGCUUCAAAAAAGCGCAAGGGAUGUCGCAAGAUAUUCGCCUGAAUCGCUGUGGAUUUCAAACGGCCAAUAUUAUAGCAACGUACCAGCUUCUACGGAUGCUUUCAUUCACAGCAAAUGAUACGACAUUUUACGAAGCUUGCAGGACAGCCCUAGAAUUGAUUGAGGAGAUAUCCUCCAUUCCGCUGGAGUACAUGCGAGCCAUGGGUUUGGCAAUGAUACAGGAAUUAUCCGGUCUCGGUCACAUCCUGAGUAGUUUCAUCAAGAAAGAACUACCCAGAUCCGACUAUCAACACUUGAGAAUGGUAAUGGUGUGCAUGGCUGAGCUACUCGAAAAUUUGGCCACUUGCAUUUCAGCUGCUGCAUGGGUCAGCAAUCGUCUUCGUUCAUAUGUCGAGGAGAUUGAUCGCUACUUUGAGCUCCGACCGCUUCAAGAUGAUACAGCGGACCGUGGACACGCUCAGAGCGAUGAAGUUGUCUUCCAGGACUUUGACCCUGAAAUCUUCAUUCCCCUUGAACUUCUUCAACGUAUCCCCUGGGACUGGACGGAACAGCUCCAGCUCACAUGA
Exophiala oligosperma is the source of this 1257-nucleotide messenger RNA. RefSeq lists its product as uncharacterized. The transcript has 4 exons. Gene Ontology annotation, molecular function: zinc ion binding; DNA binding. The coding region runs from base 40 to 1257 and encodes 405 amino acids. The record is from RefSeq and is a predicted model, not a curated record. Lineage: Eukaryota; Fungi; Ascomycota; Eurotiomycetes; Chaetothyriales; Herpotrichiellaceae. Gene Ontology annotation, biological process: DNA-templated transcription.